CUAGUUCUUUCACCGAUUCUUUUCGAUUUCAUCAUUCCUCCAUCCCCCACCACCAUGCCCCUUGAAAUCCCCCCCUCCAACCUUCUCACCGACCUCUUCAGCCUCAAAGGCAAAGUGGUCGUGAUCACCGGCGCCUCCAACGCUCAAGGAAUCGGGAUAGAAGCCGCACGCGGCUGCGCCGAAAUGGGCGCCAACAUCGCGCUCACCUACUUCACCCGCCAAGAACAAGCGUCGGCCAACGCCCACGAACUCGCAAGCAGCUACGGCAUUAAAGCCAAAUCCUACCAAUGCGACACAUCCAAGUGGCUGGAGGUUCAAAAAUUGGUUGACACCAUCAUCCAUGACUUCGGCCACAUCGAUGCCUUCAUCGCCAACGCGGGCCGGACAGCCGAUACAGACAUCCUCAAUGGGACCGUCGAGGCAUGGGAGAAUAUCAUCCAAGCGGACCUCAACUCGGUUUUCUACUGCGCUAAGGCCAUUGGCCCUCAUUUCAAGACCCAGGGGAAAGGGAGUUUUGUUAUUACGGCGUCUAUCUCGGGACACAUUGCCAAUUAUCCGCAGGAACAGACGUCGUAUAAUGUGGCCAAGGCGGGUUGUAUUCAUAUGGCGAGGUCGUUGGCGAAUGAGUGGAGGGAGUUCGCUCGUGUGAAUAGUAUCUCGCCGGGGUAUAUUGAUACGGGAUUGUCGGAUUUUGUGGAUCCGGAGAUUCAGAGGGGGUGGAUUGGGAUGAUUCCUAUGGGAAGGACGAGUCAGCCGAAGGAGUUGAAGGCCGCAUAUGUCUAUCUGGCAAGCGAUGCAAGCUCAUACACGACAGGUGCUGAUAUUCGGAUUGAUGGGGGGUAUACCUGUCGGUGAGGGGGGUGGAAGAGUGAG
Molecule: messenger RNA, 873 nt
Organism: Aspergillus sclerotioniger CBS 115572
Lineage: Eukaryota; Fungi; Ascomycota; Eurotiomycetes; Eurotiales; Aspergillaceae
Product: SDR family oxidoreductase
Exons: 1
Coding region: 55-855 (266 amino acids)
Cellular component (GO): intracellular anatomical structure
Molecular function (GO): oxidoreductase activity, acting on NAD(P)H, oxygen as acceptor
Source: RefSeq, a predicted model, not a curated record